GUCAUCAAUUGUGACGCAUCCUAUUUUUGCUUCGCAACCGCGUGUCAGAUAGACCCGCGCUGUAUUUUUACAUGGACUGACGAGAACGGUAAACAACAAUGCCGCGUUUUAACUUCUCAUCUUAUUACACGAAGGAUAGUCUCACCUGUUUGAGUUCGACCCACGGUCUCAAUCCGCAAGAAGAAUGGGAGAACUCGCACAAAGCAAUUGAAUCUGGAGGUUCAACCGCUGGUUAUGUCCCGCUGGACGUAACAAAUAGUGAGCUAGAACGUUCACUCACAGCCGAGUUUAAUGAAUUGUCCGAGAGCAUUGAGCCACAGUCAUGUAGUCAGAAGGGUACAAAGGCAAAGCGGUACGCAGAGAGUCCCAUGCUCGCAAGCAAAGGACAACCGGAACUGGUAUGUAACCGGUCAGGAUGCGACGCCAGGUCAGGGUUGGAGAAAUGUCGAUGCAUCACUGUAGAUUCUGGAGUUUCGGACAACUAUCGGAGCCUCAUCUUUGAUGAAUCGCUCUGCUCUGAUGACUAUAAGAGCUCGCCCAGAACAUCCACCCCGAUCAAAGGUGUUUGCCCGGUUGAGGACAAUCUUACGGUUUCGAAAGUAACACCGGAAGUGCAAAAGACGGGAACACAAAAGUUCCGAAAAGGUCUCGUUAUGGUCCUUGACGAGCUAAAUACUCUCUCCCCUGUCAACCAUCAAGCAGACUUAGAUCAAAUGUUAAAAACGGCAAACACAAACGAAAAGCAGAUGACUCCGUGCCUGGCAAAUGUCAUCUCUCGUCUUCAGAGUCUUCCGGUUGAUAAACUCACACAUUUCUCAAAUAUGGGUGAGUAUAUGAAGUUCCUCCAAGAAAAUCAGCAGAUAUGUGACGUGGAAAUCCAUGUUGAAACGUCAAAGUUUAUGGCUCAUCGCGUGGCACUGGCAUGUUUCAGUGAAUAUUUCUCACAAGUCUUCUUCAAAGGAGCAGAGAAACAGAAGGUGCCGUUGGUCAUCCGGCUUCGCGGGGUCACGUCAAGGUCAUUCAAUGUUUUCCUAGAAUGGAUAUACACCGGGGAUUUAGAAAUCUGUCCAUUGCUAGUCGCUGACCUUCUUGUGAUCGCGCAGCACCUUAAGGUUCCAUUACUUGAGGAUAAGUGUGCUGAGUUUAUGGUGGGUAUGCCCUUGGAGAAAUCACUCUCAGUCCUUCAGAGUGGUCGAGUGGUCACGUGCAGUGACCUGUAUGACGUGUGUGUUUCCCACGUGAGUACACAGUUCCAAGAUGUGCUGGACCACAGAUCCUUUUUCAAUCUCGACGUAAACACGUUGUGUAUGAUCUUAUCACGUGACGACCUGAACAUUACGUCCGAGAUAGAGGUGUUCCGAGUGGCCCUGAAAUGGAUAGCACACGACAUGAAUGAGCGCCACAAACACCUGUCCAAGGUCAUGUCUUGUGUGCGAUUUCCAUAUAUGAAUCACCAGGAACUGUUCCAGUGCUUUGAGGUCACGGAUCUUCUUCGGGAGUGCCACGAAACACGAAACGCUAUUCUGCAUGCAAAUUGGUUGGUGACAGCAAUGGCGUUGCGCCGUGAUGACCCUCUCAACAUCCCCGUGGUCCACCCUAGAGCGACACUGUCAGAUCCCAAAAACCCGAAGACAAGGAAAGCCAGCAGUGUAUACUUGAGUUCCCAUUCUAUGAGGAGCGUAAAGCUGGAGUUGGAACCUAACCUAAAAGGAGGUGUUGCCAUGGAUACCACGUACUUGUCUAAGACGGGGGACAUCAUUGCCCUAGGAGCAUACCAGAAGUUCACCAAGGCCAGGGACAAUAGGACAGUGAAGACUGUGGAGAGAUACAACUCCGUAAAGAACCAAUGGACACACUACACCAACCUUCCCCAGCCUCGCUUUCAUCACGGCACCGCCAUCGUUAACAAGAAGAUGUACAUAAUCGGUGGUUCGGACCCAAACAAGUCCAAGAAGAUUUCCAUUCCGUCCAGCGAUGCGUUCGUUUACAACCUGGAGACGGACGAGUGGAGACAGAUAGCGUCCAUGGUCACGGCGAGGAUGCAUCACGUGGUUUGUUCACUCUAUGGGAUGUUGUACGCCAUUGGUGGACAAGAUGGAAAUUCACGGGUUCUUAAUUCCGUGGAGUGCUACAACCCAAAGACUGACCGCUGGAUCUUCGUCAAGCCGAUGAGUGUCGCGAGACUAGGGAUGGCAGCAGCUAUCCAGGAUGGCACUAUUUUCGUUGUUGGUGGUUAUGGCGAAUCGGUUGACAGCAAAUCUGGACUGCCGGUCUUAAGUAGUGUGGAAGUGUUCGAUCCGCGUGAAAAUACGUGGACUACGAAGAAUAACCUACGCAUGCCCCGUUGUCAUGGGAACCUUGUGUCGGUGAAUGGGGAGUUGUUCCUUUGCGGGGGCGCCAUUAGAUCCUUCACAACAAACGACUCCGUUCUGACCAGCGUAGCCGCCAUUGACGUGUACAACAAGAGAAGCGACGUCUGGGAGCACAGAACGGAUAUGGUGCUAGCCCGACACUUUACCGGAAGUACCGUCAUCGGUGGAAAGAUCUUUAUCAUUGGAGGCGUGUCCACGGUGGCAGGACGGAUCCUACAGUCUAUCGAGUGUUAUGACGCCAUCAAUGACGUCUGGAUCAAUGGCGUGCAGGAACUUCCGUAUCCGGCGAGAUGGCUGUCAUGUGUUGCGCUUCCAGGGAAAAUCUAAUUGGCUAUCUACAUAUAUGGACAGUUCUUUACAGUUAGAAAAUGCAAACCCAAGGCGUUAACAAGACUUCUACAAAUCAACACAUUUGGAAAUAAAGCUCCACAUAGUUUCU
Messenger RNA from Mizuhopecten yessoensis (Yesso scallop), 2811 nucleotides. RefSeq names its product kelch-like protein 3. Gene Ontology annotation, molecular function: protein binding. NCBI's taxonomy places the organism in Eukaryota, Metazoa, Mollusca, Bivalvia, Pectinida, Pectinidae. The transcript is spliced from 9 exons. The record is from RefSeq and is a predicted model, not a curated record. Bases 99 to 2699 code for a protein of 866 amino acids.